This is a messenger RNA of Lethenteron reissneri (Far Eastern brook lamprey), 989 nucleotides long. RefSeq names its product galectin-related protein-like. Gene Ontology annotation, molecular function: carbohydrate binding. The record is from RefSeq and is a predicted model, not a curated record. NCBI's taxonomy places the organism in Eukaryota, Metazoa, Chordata, Hyperoartia, Petromyzontiformes, Petromyzontidae.
CCGGAGCGGCGCUUCGCUCGUUCGCGAUGGCCAACAACAGACGGAGGGACUUAGGAAACCUGCACCGUUCCAACUGCCGCGCCGGGAGAUCGCACCGGCCCGGCGACCUCUCUCUUUCUGAAAACCACGACAAUAAGGAGCACAGUGCAAGCAUUCUGGCCGUGCCGUUCUCCGGCAACAUAAAGAACGGCCUGCGCGUGGGCAUGAAGAUCACCAUCAUGGGCAUCGUGGACAAGAAUCCAGACAGCUUCACGGUGAGCCUGACGUGCGGCGACUGGACCACGGCCGACGUGGCGUUCAACAUGGCGGCGCUCUUCGGCCCGCGCGCCAUCCUCAGGAACACCAUGCUCUCCGGCUCCUGGGGCAAGGAGGAGUCGACGCUGCCGUACUUCCCUUUCACGCUCGACCAGCCCUUCCGGCUGGAGAUCGCGUGCGAGCACCAGCGCUUCAAGGUGAGCAUCGACGGACACCUCAUCUUCGACUUCUGCCACCGCGUGCAGUCGGUGUCGCUCAUCAACACGCUCAAGAUCAAGGGCAGCGUCACCAUCACCAAGAUCUGCUAAGAGGCCCGAGGGCGCCUCGGCCGCGCCCGCUCGUCGCCGGGUGGUGACGGCGGCGGUGACGGUGGCGGUGGCGGCGGUGGCGGUGAGACGACCACCAGAGAGAAGCGUGCGGUCGCGCUCCACUCAUCGCUCUCCAAACUCGAACUUAAAAAAACAAAACGUAAAAACAACACGCAAGGGGCAUUGCUGCAGCCGCGAUCGGAGGUAACGGAGGUAACGUUUAUUCCCUUUCGUACCGGGGGGGGGGGGGGGGGGAAAAUGUGGUUUUAUUUUAACUUUGUUUACUAACUCCGCUCCAAUCUUUUUUGUUGCUGUCGUUGAGUCUAGCGCGGCGUGGUUCAGGGUCUGGGCGAGCUCCGCUGUGUCUCGGCGGCAGUGCGUCGGCUUGUGUGCGGCCGCGGUUCGUAUCGCCGGGUUUAUAUUUAC